AAACGGGCAUCAGUCCAUUACAUAUGUUGAUGGACUUGUGAUUCUUAAGGGUUAGAAAGCACUCUGUCUAUUUUAUCAUCUGACAGAAACACCAAAACAAAUCUAAAUUGUGCCUUUGAAAUUUCCCCUUUUUAGAUUAAAUUAUCUGAUAAUCUAAAAGUUAAUUUGAAAGAAUAAUUGUGAGAUCUAUGCAACAACAAUGACAUCGCUUCUAAAGACGAUUAAUGGAUUUCAAAUUUUCCACAAAUGUCUGAAACAGAGUAUUGAUAUGAUAACUAUUCCAAAACGGAACAAAUAUCUACCUAAACCUAGGUAUCGUCAUCCAGAAUGGCUUCCAAAACCGCAACGUGUUUUAUAUGAUGAACAAUUAACACGAGAUAAUAAGGAAUUUAUUGACGAAGUGGUUAAAGACAAAUAUCCAUCUACCGAAACAAAAUUGUCCCCGUUAAAAAUAGAUCCAAUCGAGCCCAUUGUAGAGUGGAAGCCAGAUAUGCAACGUACUGGUUUAAUCGCCAAGAAAAUAGGAGUUUAUCCAUUAUGGUUGAAAAAUGGAAAGAAAGUCACUUCAACAUUACUUCAGAUUGUCGAUAAUGAAGUAGUAAAAUACAUACCACCAGAAGAAUUUAAUCCAGUAAAGACCCGUACACCUCCGAUACAAGUCAAAAAUAGACGCGGAUGUCUCGUAGUAGGAGCAGAAAAUAUUGAUCCGCAAUUGGUCACUAAAGAAUAUUACGGUAUUUUUAAUAAUGCUGGAGUUACACCAAAACGUAUACUAAGAAGAUUUAUAAUAUCUCCACAAGCAGCGUUGCAACCGGGAACUCCUUUAUUUGCUACACAUUUUAAACCAGGAGAAAUCGUUGAUAUUCGUGGAAAAACGAUUGAUCGUGGAUUCCAAGGUGUUAUGAAACGAUGGGGCUUUAAAGGAAUGCCUGCUAGUCAUGGUGUAACGAAAACUCACAGAAGACCUGGAAACAUUGGAUCAGGUGGCACAAAAGCCCGAGUCAUGCCCGGCACUAAAAUGCCUGGACAUAUGGGUAAUAAAUGGCGAAUUAUUAGAGGUGUUCGUAUUUUACGAAUAAAUACGAAAUAUAAUGUGAUUUGGGUUUUGGGUCAUAAUAUACCUGGCGAAGUCAACACUUAUUGUUAUAUGUAUGACACAUUGCUUCCUUUGAAGAAACAUAAAACAGCGCCAAACUUUCCUACAUAUUUACCAACUAUUACCGAAGAAUCGCUCUCCGAGGAAUUAUAUGCAGAUGAUGUACAUCCGUUCACAAAUCCCACACUCGAAUUUAAAGAAAACUCAUAAUUAUAUUUGUAUAAUAUUAAAUAAAAAAAAUGUAUAAUAUAUUGCAGAUUAGGAUUAUUUACAAA
Messenger RNA from Pogonomyrmex barbatus (red harvester ant), 1371 nucleotides. RefSeq names its product mitochondrial ribosomal protein L3 (gene mRpL3). Gene Ontology annotation, biological process: translation. The record is from RefSeq and is a predicted model, not a curated record. Lineage: Eukaryota; Metazoa; Arthropoda; Insecta; Hymenoptera; Formicidae. Gene Ontology annotation, cellular component: ribosome; mitochondrial large ribosomal subunit. Gene Ontology annotation, molecular function: structural constituent of ribosome.